This is a messenger RNA of Sebastes umbrosus (honeycomb rockfish), 4191 nucleotides long. It is a transcript of the gene map3k22, whose product is annotated as mitogen-activated protein kinase kinase kinase 22. Gene Ontology annotation, molecular function: protein kinase activity; ATP binding; protein binding. The transcript has 18 exons. Gene Ontology annotation, biological process: protein phosphorylation. Lineage: Eukaryota; Metazoa; Chordata; Actinopteri; Perciformes; Sebastidae. The record is from RefSeq and is a predicted model, not a curated record. Bases 488 to 2347 code for a protein of 619 amino acids.
GCUCACGUUGUUGCUGACAUCAGAGGCGCAGCUCCAGGGAAAAACUCAGCUCCUCUCUCUCUCUGCUAGUGUGUGUGUGGAGACCAAGCGAAGAGCAGGCUGAAGAAAACAAACUAACUUUCCUCCUCUGGAGCACAUCAGCCAUCAAGCAGUUUGUUGCUUGUCUGUGUAAACACACAGACUCUGGAGCAAUGCACCACAUCUCUCAGCCUCAACAACAACAGCUUGUGAUCCUCCAGCACUGAGCGCAGUUUCCGGAUACCAGACCACUGUUUUUUGGGGAAGAUUUGCUCUGCAUCUGCUGGGAUUUUUCCACUCUUCCUAACAUUUUUUUUUUAUAACAAUCUGUGAUAAUUUACUCUAAAUUCAUCUUCACACAUCCUGCAGAAACAACUACAACAUGGAGACACACUGAUAACAAGGAUGAAAUCUUCGCCUGCAGAGAGAAGUUGAGCUCUGCGCUCGAAUUCACCAGGGCCACUUCCUGAUGAUGACAGUAAACAUGGAUGACGGUCUCCAAAAUGGACCGGGACAGCACAGGAACUCACAAGAUGACGAGGAGGCGCUCAACUCCAUCAUGAAGGACCUGGCAGCCCUGGGUCGCUGCUACACCCAGCACAACAGCCACAAGCCCAAGAACAGAACAUUACUCUACAAACAGGAUUUAAGAGUCAAGCUGGAGCAUGAGAGAGAAAAACGGAUCAUCCCGUUCCAGAGGCCGCUGAAGAUCAAGGAGCUGCUGCAGAAAGUGACCGAGGCCUUUGGCCAACAGAUGGACAUGUUCUUCAUGGAAAAAGAGCUGCUGCUGCCCCUGAAGACCCAGGAGGACCUGGAUCAGGCGGUGCUGACGUUGGGCUGCAGCUCGGGGACCAACGGGCUGCUCAGGAUACUGCUAAAAACCCCUAAGAACAACCAUUACCUACAGGUGAACAGCAGGGACAAACAGAGCGAGAUGAGGUCAUCGCGGUCACUGGGAGAUCUGAAGGGCUCCCUGCUCAAGGGCUCGGAGAGGGUGCGCAAACACUCGACAGGUUCCCUGCACACGGGUCGGACGUCCCCACCUCCGGGCAGCGUCCCCGAGGAGCAGCAGCAGAUUGCCCGCCAGGGCUCCUACACCAGCAUUCACAGUGAAGGGGAGUUCAUCCCCGAGACUAUGCUGGAUGCCUUCGGGAGUGCGGACAACUCACUGUCGAGCAGCUGUCAAUCAAUAGAUCAAGCACUGGACAGUCCUCCUUUCUCGCAGAACAACCGCGACAAUAAUUACCUGAACCUCAACUAUGAAUACAAAGGUCGCCAUGGGAAAGGAGGGACUUUCCCUCGCCAGUUCCAGUUGCCCAAUCGCAGCAAGGAUUACGGAGACCGUCGCAGGACACUUCCGCGCAGCUUUAUGCCGCAGGAGAACCUGUUUCAGCUGGUUCCUUCCAGUCGCACACGCAGUUAUAAUGGAGACAGUACAGCGCUGCAGUACAGCGACCUGCGCUCGCUGGGCCGCACCAUCGACAAGAGCUGCCAGCGGGGUACAGCCAAGUCGCCGCGGGCGCCAGUCAACUGGCGACAGGGAAAGCUCCUGGGGCGCGGGGCGUUCGGGGAGGUCUACCUCUGCUAUGACGCAGACACAGGCCGCGAGCUGGCUGCCAAGCAGGUGCCCUUUGACACCGACUGUCAGGAAACCAGCAAGGAGGUGAAUGCUCUGGAGUGUGAGAUUCAGCUGCUGAAGAAUCUGCGUCACGAGCGGAUCGUUCAGUACUACGGUUGUCUUCGGGACCUUGAGCAGAAGAAACUCACCAUUUUUGUGGAGUUUAUGCCCGGGGGCUCAAUAAAGGACCAGCUGAAAGCCUAUGGAGCCCUGACAGAGAAGGUGACGAGGAGAUACACCAGGCAGAUCCUCCAAGGAGUCUCCUACCUGCACAGCAACAUGAUUGUACACAGAGACAUCAAAGGUGCUAACAUCCUGAGAGACUCCUCGGGGAACGUGAAGCUGGGAGACUUUGGAGCCAGCAAACGUAUCCAGACCAUCUGCAUGUCUGGUACAGGAAUCAAGUCCGUCACUGGCACCCCCUACUGGAUGAGCCCCGAAGUCAUCAACGGGGAGGGCUACGGCCGCAAAGCUGAUGUAUGGAGCGUUGCCUGCACCGUCGUGGAAAUGUUGACCCAGAAACCCCCGUGGGCAGAGUACGAGGCCAUGGCUGCCAUUUUUAAGAUCGCCACCCAGCCUACGAAGCCCAUGCUUCCCGACAGCGUGUCUGACGCGGGCAGGGACUUCCUGCGGCAGGUGUUCGUGGAGGAGAAGUGGCGGCCCACCGCAGACUGUCUGCUCAGCCACCCGUUCGUCCAGGGCUGCUUCUGAGGCCCGCGGACCCCCUUUCCCCUCCCCUGCCUUUGCCUGCGAGGCCUCCGCGGUCCCGGCACCUCCCAUCCUCGUCCCCAAAAGGGCCCACCCCCGCGCCCCUACCCUCGUCACCAGGGCUCAGCAUCACUCCAACUUCCUGCCCUGCCAUCUAUCACCAGUGUCUGCCUUGUCAGGAACCCCUGCAUCUCUCAGCAACUAGCUCAACCCUGAUAACUCACCGAGAGGCCGGGUCGACUGCCGUCAGACCUCCAGAGUCCUCCGAGGCGUCGCAGUGUUUUUGCCGCCAGGAGGGGGGCUGACGAGAAAGCACUUAGCGGUCUCACAAGCUACAGACUGCUGUUCUUUAUCAAGAGCAGGAAAAGUGACGCGAGAUAGCAACUUUCUGGGUCUUUUACUGCCGCAGAACAGUGUCGAGGUUCGGCCAGACACCAUGUAACCGUGACUGGUGGCACGUCUGAUAGUACUGUACUCAUCAGCCUCAGUUAGCUGUGUGCGAAACUAAGAUGGCGAAAUAUUUUUAUAUGACAUACAAUAACACAUACAAAGUCAUCUUAGCCGAGGAGUUUUCUAAAAAUGUAAAUGUAUUUUUGUCAACGCCUUACAAUAAGAGUUUGUAAGUAAGAAUGUCUUCUUUUUUUUUUUUUUUUAGAGGGUCGCCGCAUUACCCGACUUUCACGGCACUCAGAGCCCCAUUUAGAAGGAUUGUCAACGUUGCACUUUUGAUAUCAUGCAUUGAAACAUUUUGCAACAUGCAGGAUAAUCAACCGAGGAGAUAUUUUUCUAUUUGAAGCAUUUUUUUUUAUAUCAUUUCGUAAAGGAGAAUAGUGUAAAGAGAAAAAAAGAAAACCAAACUUUUGCAUCAUUUUGUGUGCAAUGUCUAUUAAGCAAUACCAACAGUACUGUUGGAGUCCAUUCCAGCUUCCCAUGCAGUGAGUCCAUCGGCAAAAAAAAAAAAAAGUGGCCAAAGAAAAGUUGCAGAAACUUUAGGCUGAGUUAACGUGCAGUAUUAGUCGGAUUGUUUUGUCACCUCAGAGCCCCUAUAGCCUUUUUCUAUGUUACGGCAGCUUCGUGCACAGUAGACUGCACAGACCAAAUCAAAUGCAUCGAUCGUGUUAGUAUGAAAAGUUAGAUUGAAGUCUCAUCUUUGUUGUAACUUCAGUAUGAAUCCAGUCACCCCAUGCCUUUACUUUGCUUUCAUAUGAAUGGGUCGCUUAAUGACCACCUGACAGCACACCUCGCUCUGUGCGUCGUCAUGUGAGACGAUAUUACAAGUCGCCAAAACAAAGGGUCAAAUACAGAGCUGUAUUCUUUAACAAUGGAGGUUUAACAGGGGAGCUUGAUGUCAGAGGUGUAGCGGCUAGCUGUAACACAGCAGCACUUAAGGAAUGAUCAAAUCUUUUUUUGACCCUUGUCAGUGCCUUAUCUGAAUCUGCUUGUAAACACAAACUGCCAAAGCGGAAAGCUUCUUAAUAAGGUGAGCAGCUGUUCAGUAGAGAGAGAGCACACACAGGAUUUGCUGAAGUUCUUUUAUAUGGAGAAAAAAAAAAAAAAGAUUAUACUGUAAAUACAUAUUGUUCUGCACUUUUGUAUGAAAUUUCUUUACAUUAUAUACAAAUCUAUUUGAUGAAAUAGCUACGUUAUACAGUAGGUUGUACUGUGAUUUAGACAGGAUGUAUGUACGUCUCUUUGAGAGCUGUGGCAGGCAGUAUGAAAAGGCUGGGAGGCUUUCGAUUGGGACAGAGUUCGUUUUGUCUUAAUGACAAAGCCUUGAAACAUGAAAUGUAUCAAGUCGUUGAUCUUUUUGUACAUUUAACUUAAUAAAUCCAAGGUCUAAGACUGUU